UGCACACAGAGAGAGACACACGCACACACACACUUACACACACGUACACAGAGAGGGAGAGAGCGAUCACAUAAACAGCAUCACUAACAGGCAGACAUAAAGAUUGAAGAGUGCAGUCUCAUGGGCAGUGAAGAAAGAGGGAAAGAUGAGAUUAAUUUGAAUGGCUUUACUUAGACAGCAGUGAAAUUACCCAGGGGUUCAAUAAAGAGUGGAUUGAAAGACAGAGGAGCGUGAUUUAAUCCUCUUGGCAUGCGAGUGGUAUCCCCAUCUUUUCGGCACUGAGUCUGGUGGUCACCCUCUGUGUCUGUGUGUGCUGCAGAGUUUGUUGGUGCUGUUGGGACAUUUCAGACUGGAAUGUGUCUGAGUUAACCUCAGGGGGCUUUCCGGAAGACACCAUGCUGGGGAAGGAUUACAUGCUCGCCAUCAUCAUCGUCAACUAUGACGAUAACAUCUGGAAUGAUCAGACACUGGAGCUGGACUCAGAUCUGCCUCCAGGAUGGCGAACUAUACGGGACAGCACUGGCACCUAUUAUUGGCACGUGCCCACAGGCACCACGCAGUGGCAACAUCCCUCUUACAGCGCAGAGGAGGAACAAAACACUGUUAACAGCCUCACAGCCAACCAGUUCAAGAGCGCUGCGGAUGGCAGGUGGGAAUCGAGAGGCAGGACUGAAAACCCACUGGCGUCUCCCAGUGAAAGGCCCUCCUGGCAGGAAGAGUAUUUCUGUGCUAACAUGGAUCCUGGCUCCAAGUGUUUUGCCGUGCGCUCCCUGGGUUGGGUCGAGAUCCCAGAAGAAGAGCUGACUCCUGGCAAGAGCAGUCUAGCUGUCAACAACUGCAUCCAACAGCUGUCUCACAGUAAAGCCGAGGGCCGGGAUGCUGUUGGUGCCUGGGGAGAGGGUCAAGAUAUGAUGAUGGUGCUGAAGAAAGACACACUCAGUUUAAUGGACCCUGUGGACCGCAGCCUCAUCCAUUGCCAGCCCAUAAUCAACAUUCGUGUUUGGGGGGUCGGAUGCAACAAUGGAAGGGACUUUGCCUUUGUUGCCAGUGAUAAAGACACCUGUAUGCUGAAGUGCCAUGUGUUUCGUUGCAAUGCUCCAGCCAAGACCAUAGCAUCUGCACUGCAUGAGAUGUGCUCCAAGAUCAUGGCAGAGAAGGCAGUGCUGAAGCCCUCUAUAGCUCGUUCUCUCACCAUGGAGAGCAUCUCCCCGGAGGACUUACCCCGACAAGUGGACUUCCUGGAAGCAGUAAGGCAGAGGGUGCAGAAGUUUGAAGUGGCGUACAUUGGAAACCUGCCUGUCUCCAGAGCAAUGGGAAUGGAAGUUUUGAACCGUGCUAUUGAGAGCAUCAUGCACUCCAGAGACAGAGAUGAGUGGGAGCCCAUUGUCAUCCAUGUCUCUGAUACAAUUUUGUCAUUAUGGAGAGGAGAGGAUGGAGAUGACCCCUUUUGGGAGUGUCAGGUACGUUACCUGACGUUCCUGGGUGUGGGUCACGACACACACACUUUUGCAGUCAUAGUGGAUGCUGGAACCCAGCGCUUUGAGUGCCACGUGUUCUGGUGUGAGCCCGAUGCUGGGAUCAUCUCUGAAGCGGUUCAGGCCGCGUGCAUGGUUCAAUACCAGAAGUGCUUGGUUGCCCAGACUCCUCCUGUGAGGUCCAAAAUGUGGAGGGCAGGGUCCAAAGUCAAACGGGCCAACUCCAUUGACGGCUCCAGCUUCCCACCCAGGCACCAAGGACACACAUCGUCCAAAUUGGCCUCUCCCAGCAUCAAAAAGGGCAUGAUGGCAUUUUUUGAGACAUUUCGUAAUAAACAUUCUGCUGUACAUACACCCUAGCAACACCGUAGUCUGGGGGAGGCGGGGGGUGAUUCUCACGAAAUCCAGAUUUAGAAGGUGUCCAGCAUCAGAUUUUUUUUUAAAAGCCAUCGAAGCCAAUUUUUUUGCACAUAUAAGAUUCAGGUCUGAAUUUACUAUAACCAUUAUUUUUAGAGUAUUUAAAAAUAUUUCCUAUAGAAUUAUUUACAUUUUUAAAAAUAUCAUUAUCAAAAAUGAUGAUUACCGCAACAUGAUAUUACAUUAAAUAUAUGCAUUUACAAACUCAUGUUUCAGUAAUGAGAACUAAAAAGUUGUCUAGGUACUAUGACACACAAAAUUUCAACUUUUAUCUGGAGAGAAAACAUAAGAACUGCUUACCUGGUAGCCAUCUUGAGUGUCACAGUCAAUUAUGUCUGUUCCAACUAUUUUUUUUUUAAAUAUUAGUUCCUCGAGGGCUUAAAC
This is a messenger RNA of Misgurnus anguillicaudatus (oriental weatherfish), 2276 nucleotides long. The record is from RefSeq and is a predicted model, not a curated record. NCBI's taxonomy places the organism in Eukaryota, Metazoa, Chordata, Actinopteri, Cypriniformes, Cobitidae.